Messenger RNA from Acanthocheilonema viteae, 849 nucleotides. The record is from the annotation of a GenBank genome assembly. NCBI's taxonomy places the organism in Eukaryota, Metazoa, Nematoda, Chromadorea, Rhabditida, Onchocercidae.
AUGACAGUUGCGCAUUCUGUUGCUUAUUCAGCAAUCGGCUUGUCCCUUCUAAGUUUCACCAUUUGUAUUUACUCAUUAAGAGGCUUAGCAUCCAAAAUUAGUAUUAUCAAUGAAAAAUUUAUGGAAGAAGUGAAAGAAUUUCGUGGAAUGGAAAGCUAUAUUCGAGGUGAAUAUCGUUACAAGAUGGCUUCAGCUAGUUUUACUAAAAUUAGGAUGGCAAGACAAGCUCCUCAAUGCCAAUGUGAUGCAAACAAUCGCUGUCCCCCUGGGCCUCCAGGACCAGCCGGUUUAAAUGGACAAGAUGGAACACCUGGUCUCCCGGGACCAGUUGGCGCACCAGGUCUUCCUGGUAACAUGCCAGCUAUUAAUUAUAACUUCGAAGGACAUUGUCGUUCAUGUCCCAAUGGACCACAAGGACCGCCAGGUCCAAUGGGGCAACCGGGACGGCCAGGUGAAAAUGGAUUACGAGGACAAGCUGGAAAUCGCGGAGCAGAUGGUCAUAUGGGACAACCAGGUCCACCUGGUUCACAAGGAGAAAGAGCACCACCAGGUCAUCCAGGAGAACAAGGAUUGCCUGGUCUUCCUGGGCCACGAAAUGGAAAAGGAUUACCUGGGCCAAAAGGACCACCAGGACAACCUGGACCACCUGGUCAAUCCGGACAACCAGGCAUACCAGGAAAGCAAGGAUUGCAAGGAACUUCAGGUCCACAAGGACCACAGGGAGAACCUGGCCCAGAUGGAUAUCCUGGAUCACCGGGUCAGAGAGGUAUGCCGGGUGCUAGUGGCGAAGAUGCUGCCUAUUGUCCGUGCCCGCAUCGACGUGUCGCUGUUUCACUGCAAAAAGCCUAA